This is a messenger RNA of Monomorium pharaonis (pharaoh ant), 4301 nucleotides long. RefSeq names its product diacylglycerol kinase 1 (gene Dgk). The transcript is spliced from 18 exons. Gene Ontology annotation, biological process: intracellular signal transduction; lipid phosphorylation; diacylglycerol metabolic process. Lineage: Eukaryota; Metazoa; Arthropoda; Insecta; Hymenoptera; Formicidae. The coding region runs from base 468 to 3170 and encodes 900 amino acids. Gene Ontology annotation, cellular component: plasma membrane. The record is from RefSeq and is a predicted model, not a curated record. Gene Ontology annotation, molecular function: ATP-dependent diacylglycerol kinase activity; calcium ion binding.
GGCGGGCGAGCCGAGCCAGUCGGCUCCGCGCUUCACGCGUGUGCGCAUCUCGUGCUGCGUUUUUAACGUGCCGUCACAUCAAGCGACUCCGUAACAGCUCCGACAGACCGGGAGGGAGAGAGAAAGACGGAUAGGCAGCUAGAGAGAGAGAGAGAGAGAGAGAGAGAAAGACAGAGGCCUCCCGACGAGACGUUCACGUUGUACUCGCGCGGCGUACUGACAGCGAUCAAAAAUCAGCGGUGUGCGUGCGCGCGCGCGCGCGCGCACGGUCCGAUUUCCGCGUCUCUUCUCUUUAUCUCGCGGGGUCUUCUUCGACGCGGGGCGCCGGCCGAGGAGGACGAUGAGGACGACGAGGAUGUGAGAGCGGCGCGCACCUGGAGCGUCCGCGAUGGCGCGGAAAUGGUGACGAAUUUCAGUAUCCGACAUUUGGCCACUCAUCCUGAGGGACACAUAGAUCAGAAGUAAGGAUGACCUUCCACUGGGAUAAGCUCUCGCCAGCGGAAUUCCAACAACUUCAGGACUUGGCAGCUUAUUCCACGCGCAAGCUCCAGGAUGUUCUGGCUGAAUUUUGUGGGAGCAACACGACGCCAAGCGGCGUGCCGAAAUAUCAUCCGGACGGAGACAUCGAUUACGAGGGUUUCCGCAAAUUCCUGAAUUCGUAUCUGGAGAUCGAUACACCGGAUGAAUUAUGCCGACAUCUUUUCCUUUCGUUCGUCAGGAAGGGCUCGCGCGGAGUAGACGGCAAAGCCUUCAAAGAGAUGGCCGUGCUCUCCUCGACAACCGCCUGCGCCGCAAUUACAUCGCACACGACUUCCAGCAGUAACGUUAAUAGCACCAGCGUGCUAGGCGGUGCCACGGAGAGCCACGUUGGAUCCUCGCUGGCCGACAAAAUUCACGGAAUUACGGAAAAAUUGCAAGCGCUAGGCCAUCACAGACCGGAAAGCGAAGCCUCGAGGACGCGAACGGGAAGCGUGCAUCCGAUGUUAACGGUCACCCAUACGUCGUACAGCUGUCACGACGUGCUGGAAAAGAAGAGCACGGAUAGUAGCCCGAGUCAAAGCCAAAUGUCGCGUAAUUCAUCCAGGAAGUCGAACAAUUCCCUCCUUGUCAACAACGGGAAAUUGGAAGAAAUGAGGCACCUUGUCAGAAAACAAAGCACAAUAGACGUCCAGUCCGUUAAAGUCAGCCUCAAAGAUAUCGUUUGUUAUCUCUCCCUCUUGGAAGCCGGCAGACCGGAGGAUAAAUUGGAAUUUAUGUUCAGACUGUAUGAUACGGAUGGGAACGGCGUCCUUGAUACGAACGAGAUGGACUGCAUCGUAAAUCAAAUGAUGAACGUCGCGGAGUAUCUCGGCUGGGACGUCUCAGAGCUGAAGCCGAUUCUGCAAGAUAUGAUGAUAGAAAUUGACUACGACGCGGAUGGCACGGUCUCGCUGGAAGAAUGGAAGAGAGGCGGCCUCACGACAAUACCCCUGCUGGUUCUUCUGGGUUUGGAUUCCCACGUGAAGGAAGAUGGGAAUCAUCUGUGGAGGCUAAAACAUUUCAGCAAACCCGCGUACUGCAAUCUCUGUCUCAACAUGUUGGUUGGCCUCGGCAAGAAAGGGCUUUGUUGUGUCUUUUGCAAGUACACGGUACACGAGAGGUGUGUGCAAAGAGCGCCAGCCUCCUGUAUAGCCACUUACGUCAAGAGCAAGAAGACAUCCCAAACAAUGGUUCAUCACUGGGUCGAAGGUAAUUGCCACGGAAAAUGUUCCAAAUGCAAAAAGACGAUCAAGAGUUACAAUGGCAUCACCGGCUUACGUUGCAGAUGGUGUCAAUUAACCUUGCACAAUAAAUGUGCGUCACAAGUGCGAGCGGAAUGUACGCUCGGCGAUCAUGCGGUACACAUCCUUCCACCUACGGCAAUUUGCCCCGUUGUACUCGAUAGACAAAGGUCAUUGUCAAGGGACAGCAAACGUGGUAGCAAACACUGUCAGGAUAGCUCAUCGGUCAGUUCCGGUGUUUUCCUGGGCUGCGGUAGUUCGUCGAAUCAGCAACCAGCUAUGUCCUUUCAAAUUACACCACUGGAGAACACGACGCCACUUUUGGUUUUUAUAAAUCCAAAAUCGGGCGGCCGGCAGGGAGAGCGAAUGUUACGGAAGUUUCAAUACAUUCUGAACCCUCGGCAGGUCCAUAAUCUAGCGCUCGGUGGGCCCAUGCAGGGCCUGCAGAUGUUUAAGGACGUCGAGAAUUUUAAGGUGAUCUGUUGCGGCGGCGACGGAACAGUCGGCUGGGUUUUAGAAACCAUGGAUCGCGUGCAAUUCGAAAAACAACCUGCCGUUGGCGUUAUACCUCUCGGUACGGGCAAUGAUCUCGCCAGGUGCUUACGCUGGGGUGGUGGUUACGAAGGGGAAGCGGUACACAAAGUGCUUAAGAAAAUAGAGAAAGCGACGCAGGUGAUGAUGGACCGCUGGCAAAUAGAUGUGGAUCAAAAGGACGAGAAGAAACCGAAUCAAGAUAGUAUACCAUAUAAUAUCAUUAACAAUUAUUUCUCGGUGGGCGUCGACGCCGCCAUAUGCGUCAAAUUCCACAUGGAGAGGGAAAAGAAUCCCGAGAAGUUUAAUAGCAGAAUGAAGAACAAGCUGUGGUACUUCGAAUACGCAACCACGGAGCAGUUCGCUGCCAGCUGUAAAAAUCUCCACGAGGAUCUCGAGAUAAUUUGCGACGGUACGCCUCUGGAUUUGGCGCACGGUCCAUCUCUGCAAGGAGUCGCAUUACUAAACAUUCCUUUCACUCACGGGGGCUCGAAUCUCUGGGGCGAACAUCACACGCGGCACCGCCUUGGCAAGCGAAAAAAGCGGCCCGACAAAGAGCUCAGCACCAGCAGUUUCAAUUCCGUAGAUCUCACAGCCGCUAUUCAAGAUAUCGGGGACAAUCUCAUAGAGGUAAUCGGUUUGGAGAAUUGCUUGCACAUGGGCCAGGUAAAGACCGGACUGCGACAUUCCGGGAGAAGGCUAGCCCAGUGUAGCAGCGUCACCAUCAUCACGAGCAAACGAUUCCCCAUGCAGAUUGACGGUGAACCUUGGAUGCAGGGUCCUUGCACGAUUCGUAUCACACAUAAGAAUCAGGUACCGAUGCUGAUGGCGCCGCCGCCAGAUAAGAGCAAGGGCUUUUUUCGGUUCUUAAGGAGAUGAACGCGGCAGCUUUACGCUUUUCACCUAAAAAGGAAGAUGGAUACUGUCGAGUGAAAAGAUCGAUUUCACCUGUCUCUACCCAGUCUUGUCAUCAUCCGGCACGUUUAUUCCUCUUUAUUAUCGCAGAAAUGUAUCGGUUUCCAUCGUAUGUAGUCGCAGCUUCGAUACACGUCUAAACGCGAAGAAACGCGAGCGUCAACGCGCCUUAGGUAUUCUUGUGUACAGUAUUUUUCAAAAUAAACGAAAUUUUAUGUCCUAGUCUUAGACGCCAAGCGGUAGGCUCGACCGUAUCUUAAGCCUUUUAAGAAACUUCCGUUCGUUUGCCCUUAACUGGAAAUAUGUGGAGCGAAAAACGAUCGGAUUCAGCCGCGAGCUCGAUAAACUUAAUUUACAAAUUCUUUUUCAAAUUUAACGAGAAAUAGACUCGUCGAGACGAAGACGUCGUCUUUUCUGUUAAGGGCCAAGUUAAAAUCUCGCGCGAGUAAUCAGUCGCGCAGCGGGUGCUUUCACGUUCCGAGGUUUGAGUCUACCGCUUCUUGCAUGUGCAGAUCGAUCCGCGCAUGUAUUUACGCAACAAAUAGACGACAUAUUAACACGGCGAGUAUUGUGCGGCGUCGUGCAAACGAGAGUGGAGUUGUAACGGCCACUUCAAUCAACUUGUAUAACGCGGAUGUGUGGAUACGAUUCUUUCAAGAUCUAUCGCCGAACAAUUAGCGUCUUUCUAGCGUAGAAAGGAUGGACAAGCAGAUGGACUGGACUGGUCGACAUUUUCGCUUGUGAUACGUGAUAUAUUCCUAAUUCUGGUUCUCCUUUGCACGAAUCCGUCCGUCAAACAAAUCACAUACUUUCCUCAAUUAACUCUAGGUUUUUUGUACCAAAGGCUUAGCCGUAAACGCUUAGGCAUAAAUCACGACUCGUUUAUUAUUUAUUUGUAUGACGUAUUUAUUUAUUUAUUUUUCACGUAUAUUAUAAGUGAGAGCAAUAUAUCAUAAGCAUAUCAACGAGCAAGUGCGAUUUCGUAGCACAUUGUAACAUAUUUGGUUAUUAAAUAUUUAUAUAUCGCGAAAUUGUGAAAUCAGUGAAUAUCAUUUAACCUUCGCGGAUUAUAACUAAAUAAACAAAUAUAUAAGG